AUGGGACGCCGGGCGCGACACACGAGUCGCACGGGCGACGGCGGCGCAGAGGUGCGCCUGCGCAAGCAGCAGAUGCACGCGGCGCAGAAGGCGCAUCAGGACGCCGAGCUGACGUUCUAUGACGACCCGUCCGCGAACGAGAGCGACAGUGAGCCGGUGGAGUCGGAGGAGGACGAACUGGCGGGGCAGGAGGUGCUGGAACUGGGCGAAGGAGAAGACGAAGAAGACGAAGAAGAAGACGGAGAGGAGGAAGAAGAAGAAGAAGAGGACAUGGAGAAGGGUCUGUUGUAUGAUGCUGCGGCCGAGCGCAAGACGGCGAUGCAGAUGGAGAGCAAGUGGGGCAAGUCGCGCAAGACGUUUUACUCUGCAGAUACGGCCGAGUACGAGAUCGAGUCGGACGAAGAGGUGGCUAAAGACGAAGAAGAAGCUGCGCUGGAGCUGCAGCGGAAGCAGGCGGAGCUCCUGGGCGACGAGGACUUUGGGAUCGACGCACCGGAAACCGAUGGCGAAGAAGAAGAAGAAGGAGAGGAGGAGGAGGAGGAACAAGAGGUGGCGAACGUGGAGACAACUGUGGACGAUGAGGAGCUCGUGAGCGAGCAGUUGGCGGAUAUCGCAACGCUCGCUGACAAUGGCGUUGGCGGUGCGGAGACCGUGGAACAGGUACACAAGGAUUUCUCCAAGAUGUCGAAGAAGGACAAGCUGCAGAUUGUCAACCAGUCGGCGCCAGAACUGCUGGGCCUUGUAUCCGAGCUCGGCUCGACAACAAGAGAGCUGGCCGAGGUGGUGACACCGGCUGUGCUCAAGCUGCGACCUGUGCGGCGGAAAUCGCGUCAGCUGCAGAUGGGUCUGCGCUACUUGAUGACCCGCCAGAACUUGCUGCUGAACUACUCGGCGAAUAUCUCGUUUUACUUGCUAUCGCGGGCGGAAGGCAAGAGCGUGUCGGACCACCCGGUGCUGAUGCACUUGUUGCUACUCAAGAAACAGCUGAACAAACUCCGGACGAUCGAUGAGGUCUUGAACGACCAGUUGCAGGAUUUGCUCACCAAGGAGCUACCAACUGAGCCCAAGGCAGUGACUGACGACGGCCUUGGACAGUUUUUCACCAAGUCGGACCGCAAACGCAGCUCGGACUCCUGCAAAGCGGCAGCGAAGAAGACAAAGAAGCAGAAGAUGUCGGCAAAGGUGUCAGCCGAAGAGCUGGCAGAAGCCGAGCGUUUCUAUGAGGAGACCGCCCGUGAUCAGGCAGCACUCAAGAAGGCGAAGAAGGACCUAUACACGCACGAAACUCCUGCUCUGGCGUCCAGCGAUGAGGAAAGCGGAGAGACAGGCAAGCGUGGCGCGUCGUACCAGAUCAUGAAGAACAAGGGCCUGAAGGCUCACAAGAGCAAACUUAACCGCAACCCGCGUGUGAAGAAGCGCAUGCAGUACCGCAAGGCUGUCAUUCGAAGAAAGGGUCAAGUGCGCGACGUGCGCGUGGGCGAGGCUGGCAAGUACGGCGGCGAGACCACGGGUAUCAAGUCAAAUCUCUCGCGCAGUCGCAAGAUCCGCAACUAA
Hyaloperonospora brassicae is the source of this 1554-nucleotide messenger RNA. The record is from the annotation of a GenBank genome assembly. Lineage: Eukaryota; Oomycota; Peronosporomycetes; Peronosporales; Peronosporaceae.